Paramecium pentaurelia is the source of this 1465-nucleotide messenger RNA. The record is from the annotation of a GenBank genome assembly. Lineage: Eukaryota; Ciliophora; Oligohymenophorea; Peniculida; Parameciidae.
AUGAAAUAAUUUCCAAUAUAAUAAGCAAGAAAUCUUGUGAAUGAAUUCUUUGACUUUGUUGCAAAAGCAGUAAGUCCAUUUCAUGUCACAUCUCUAUGUAAAGAGAGAUUAGCAAAAUCAGGAUUUACAGAAUUGAAUGAAACAGAAAAUUGGAAAUUGGAAAAAGGUGGUAAAUAUUUCUUCACAAGAAAUCUUACAACUAUUGUUGCCUUCACUAUUGGUUAAUAGUUUGAUCCAAAUAAUACUGGAUUUAAAAUCAUAGGUGCUCACACAGAUAGUCCAUGUUUAAGAUUAGCACCAGUUUCUAAAUUAGAUUCAAAUGGAUUCUUAUAAACUUGUGUUUCUACUUAUGGGGGUGGCUUAUGGCAUACUUGGUUUGAUAGAGAAUUAACAUUGGGAGGUCGAAUUGUUUUUAAAAAAGAUAAUGUUUAUUAGAGUUAAUUAUUCCAUCAUUAAAAACCAUUGUUAAAGAUUCCAAAUUUGGCUAUUCAUCUAACCACUGAUAGAAAUAGCUUUGCUCCUAAUAGUAAAUAUUUAUAUAGAAAAUUAGAUGAAUCAAAUUUAAGACCUGUGUUUGCCUAAGAAGCCUAUUAGACAUUGACUGGAAUUGAAAAACCAAACACUGAAGGACAAACAAGUUUCGAAAAUAAACACUAUAAACAUUUACUUAAUUUGAUUACAGAAUAGACAGGAAUCCCAACUUCUGACAUUUUAGAUGUUGACUUAUAUUUCUCAGAUUGUCAACCACCUUCAUAUUUUGGUUUAAAUCAAGAGUUCAUUUCUGCUGCUAGAAUUGAUAACUUAUUUUCAAGUUUCUUCUCACUUUUAGCCAUUACAAAUCCAGAAAGUAUCACAGAAGACCAAACAUUUAUUAAUAUGAUCUGUCUUUAUGAUCAUGAAGAAGUGGGCUCAUAAAGUGCCCAAGGAGCAGAUUCUUCAUUGCUAUCCAAUAACAUGAAAAGAAUUUAUGAUAUCCUAUCCAAUCCUAAUUAAACCUCUAUUGAUAGUUUUUAUAAAGCAAUUUAAAAGAGCUUUUUAAUUUCUUCGGAUAUGGCUCAUUCAAUUCAUCCAAAUUAUUCAGACAAACAUCAACAAAAUCAUAGAGUAAAAAUGAAUGAAGGAAUUGUUAUCAAAGUCAAUCAUAAUUAAAGAUAUGCUACAGAUGGUGUUUCAUCAGCAAUACUUAGAGUAAUCGCUUAAUAAGCUAAUGUCCCAAUCUAAGACUUUAUUGUUAGAAACGAUUCUCCUUGCGGAUCAACAAUUGGCCCUUUAUAAGGUUUCAAUUCAAUUUAUAAAUUUAGCCUCAAACACUGGUAUCAAAACUAUUGACAUUGGAGCAGCCUAGUGGGGUAUGCAUUCCAUUAGAGAAACUGCAGGAGUUGUCGAUGGUUAUUAUUUGGAAAAACUAUUUGUUUAAUUUUUCAAACAAUAUGAAAAAAUUGAUCAUACAUUGCUUGGGAUUUGA